AUCCUCAGCAUUGAUCUUCUGGGUGGUUUUCUGUAUUUACAGUUCGAUAAUAGUGGUGCCACAGAAUGUAUGAGGAGGUGGAACUAUUGAAGGUACUGUCUUAAUUAAUGGAAGCACUUCCAUUGAGAGGAUAGACGAUGAUUUUAUUUGUGCCACAAUGGACUGGUGGCCACCAGAGAAAUGUGACUAUGGGACUUGCAGGUGGGGUCAUGCUUCUAUGCUCAAUCUGGAUCUUAACAACACUGUUUUGUUAAAUGCAGUGAAAGCCUUUUCACCUUUGAAGCUUAGAUUAGGAGGCACCUUGCAAGAUAAGGUCAUAUACGACACGGGAAGCCCUCCACAACCCUGCACCCAGUUCGUUAAAAACAGUUCCGAGCUGUUUGGCUUCACAGAGGGGUGCUUACCCAUGUCUAGAAGCGAUGAACUGAACAAUUUCUUCAAAAAGGCUGGCUUGGUCCAGCUUUCCGUACAACUAGAAUUCAGAUCAUCUUCUAGCUAAGAGUAUCUAAAUCGUGCACCAUCAAGAAUCAGUGGCGGAUUUGCAGCAUCAAUCAACAACGGCUAGAGAUAUAGUGCUGCUGUUCAUGUUCUGCACAUUCUGACCAUCAAGUCUGAUCCAAGUCUAUAACCAGUGGUAGAUUAUGCUAGACCAAGAUGAGACAGGCAUCUCACUUAGCAGCAUCUGUUCCAUGUCAGAACCUGCAAGAAUCAGAUGGCCAAAAGCCAUCCGAUUACGCCGUUCCUUGGCACAGGCCCAUUAUUAGGGGGAACCCUUAUGACUAAUUUUGUUCAAAGAAUUUAUUAAUCUAGCUCCCGAUUCAAGUAA
Nelumbo nucifera (sacred lotus) is the source of this 826-nucleotide messenger RNA. Lineage: Eukaryota; Viridiplantae; Streptophyta; Magnoliopsida; Proteales; Nelumbonaceae. The record is from RefSeq and is a predicted model, not a curated record.